Staurois parvus is the source of this 363-nucleotide messenger RNA. The record is from the annotation of a GenBank genome assembly. NCBI's taxonomy places the organism in Eukaryota, Metazoa, Chordata, Amphibia, Anura, Ranidae.
AUGACUCAGACUCCGGAUUCUAUCUCUGUGUCCCCGGGACAGACAAUCACCAUCACAUGUACAUCUAGUUCCCACACCGGGGAUAAUAUAAGAUGUAGCACCUGCUUAAAUUGGUACCAACAGAAACCAGGACAACGUCCAACACCGAUUAUCUGGUAUGCAUCCAAUCUUCAGACUGGAGCCCCAGACAGGUUCAGUGGAUCUGGAUCUGGAACAGAUUUCACUCUUACAAUCAGAGACAUAAAGGAUGAAGAUGAAGCAGAAUAUUGCUGUCAGCAGUGUAACAGAUUACCUUUCACACAGUGGUACAGAGCCGUACAAAAACCUCCUUCCUCUUUUAGUAAUAAUAAAUCUCAGAUUUAG